Molecule: messenger RNA, 2784 nt
Organism: Acanthochromis polyacanthus (spiny chromis)
Lineage: Eukaryota; Metazoa; Chordata; Actinopteri; Pomacentridae
Product: P2Y purinoceptor 1
Biological process (GO): phospholipase C-activating G protein-coupled receptor signaling pathway; platelet activation; relaxation of muscle
Cellular component (GO): plasma membrane
Molecular function (GO): G protein-coupled ADP receptor activity; G protein-coupled ATP receptor activity; A1 adenosine receptor binding
Source: RefSeq, a predicted model, not a curated record
AAGGAGGAACAGAAAGUGCGCCUUUGGAGACGGGAAGCUGCUCAGUCGUUUGGUGUGUGUGCGCACCUCCCCUCUCCAUAGUGCAGCGCGCCUCCUCUCGCUUUACGGAGCCUGUUUGCAAUUCCUGCUCUUCGUGCCAGAGCCUGCAGCUGUCUCUCUGUUGCGUCCCACCGCCGCUGUUGUGGGGAAAUCGUCGCUUCACAUGACGGACCGACGACGGACUUUGUCCCCCCUUGAGGUGUCCGCGCAAAACCGAAGGAUAUCGCAACUUUUUCAACAAUUUCCAACACUGUUCCGGAGACUGACUGAAGACACCUUACAGCCUGUAACGCCCCGUCCGCGUGUUGACUGAAAUCUUUGCAACUGUGAAGGCUAUAGGAAUGUGGGUUCCAAGUUUAUCGCAACGUAAAAGGACCUGCCUCUGCCCCUGACACCAUGACCACAGACUUGAACUUGACCUCUCUGCUGAAUGUAACAGAUCUCCACAACCACACAAGAGGAUGUUCCCUCACCAAAACCGGUUUCCAGUUCUACUACCUGCCCACCGUUUACAUCAUGGUUUUCAUGACCGGACUGGUGGGCAACAGCUUGGCCAUUUGGAUGUUCGUGUGCCACAUGAGACCCUGGAGCAGCAUCUCCGUCUACAUGUUCAACCUGGCUCUAGCUGACUUCUGCUACGUCCUCUCCCUGCCCUUCCUCAUCUUCUACUAUUUCAACAAAACAGACUGGAUAUUCGGGGAUGUUCUGUGCCGGCUGCAGCGCUUUAUAUUCCAUGUGAACCUCUAUGGGAGUAUUCUGUUUCUGACCUGCAUCAGUGUUCACAGGUACACCGGUGUGGUACACCCGCUCAAGUCUCUGGGGCGGCUGAAGAAGAAAAAUGCGGUUAUUACCAGUGCAUUGGUAUGGGUGGUGGUCGUAAUAGGUAUCCCCAUCCUGUAUUAUUCCAGGACUGGCUUGAAGCGUAAUGCCACUACUUGUUAUGACACCACCACUGAGGAUGAGCUACCAGGUUAUUUCAUCUACAGCAUGACUUUAACUGUGUUUGGGUUCUGUAUUCCCUUUAUUAUCAUAUUCUGUUGCUACGGCAUGAUCGUGAAAGCAUUAAUCUACAAUGACAUGAACAACGCACCCCUACGGCAGAAAUCCAUCCACUUGGUGAUCAUAGUGCUCGCAGUCUUUGCCGUCUCCUACCUGCCUUUCCAUGUGAUGAAGAACCUCAACAUGAGGGCCAGGCUGUACUUCCAGAGCCCUGACAUGUGCGAGUUUAACAACCGUGUCUACGCCACCUACCAGGUGACGCGGGGCUUGGCCAGCCUCAAUAGCUGCGUGGAUCCUAUUCUUUACUUCUUGGCUGGGGAUACCUUCAGGAGGAAGCUGUCACGGGCCACUAAAAAGCCCUCCAAGAAGGGGGACAAUGUCCUUCAGUCCAAGAGCGAGGAGACAGCGCUGAACAGCCUGGCGGAGUACGUGGAGAACGGCGACCGGAGGCUGUGACAGGGUAGAAUUCUAUCAGCUAUCGAAACCGUGAUGAACUGAGAAUGAGUCAAUGCACUGUGUGAACUGAAGACUGUAUGUAGAAACUGAUUGGAACUAGAACUGUAGGAUAAAUACUCCAUUUAACUCGGUGAUAACCAUCGCUUGCUUGCAGCCUGCCGAUGUUGAUAAGCUGUUGUACUGUAUCGUCCUGUAUUGUACUCUAAAUGUCAGAGCCAUCACUCUUGUCACCAUUCUUUCUUAGUCUGUGUUGCUUACACUUGGGACAAAAAAAAUGGACAUUAUGAUGAACGGGCUGAGGGAAAACAGGUCGUCCUACAGGCAAUAACGUCCUGUUCAUCAAUUUGUUCAGCAGAACGAGGACCAAGAAUGGAUAGCACCUUCUCUGGCUGCGAGCUGAUGUCUAAUCAAUAACUAUUAGGCAGGUGAGAGCUUGUGCCUAAGGAAGUGUACCUGAUGGCUUUUAGAGGAGAAAAGAAAAUGCACUGAACCUGAGAUUGCUGCGUGGAUGUGCCGUGCAGACAAAAUAAUGCACUAUGACCGGGGUCUCUCUGCUCAGAGGGCUACCUAUCACUCCCUAUUUCUUCCUCUAUCUAUUACUGACUGGGUGAGGAAUGUGUGGUUGACUAGUUUGUUUGUUUUUUCAUUUUGACAGCUCCGAGUUGAAAGUCUGCAGCGGCUCUGUUACCACAAUCUUUCUCUCCUUAACCUGUUCCCGAGAAGAUGAUCUUUACAGUAUUUUUUGUGCAUAUGAUGCUAGAAUUAACUUCUUUUUCGAGGUGUGCUGUACAGGAUAUUGUGACGUUCCAGACUAGUUUGUGUUAUUAACUUUCAGUAUCACUAAUCCAGACCUUCAGUGCAUGAGUCCAGAGUCAAAUCCAGUAUUAGUGAAAGAUUGACUCACCACGGCAGGUUCUAACUACUUUACUGCAACAUAGACAACAUUAGACACACUCACACACUCGGUCACCUGCUUUGUGACCCCAUCACCAUACUGAAGAUUUGUUCAUAUGAGAUACCUCAAAUUAAAUUGUGCACUGUGUCUGUGUUUUUGGCAGAGAAUCCUUUCUGUUUUGUAUCUGUUGUAAACAUUCUGGAGAAACGAUCGUGGAGCUCUCGAUAUAUAUAUAUAUUUUAUCCUGCUCUAAGUAGAUGUUUGAUGUCUGUACUAAUGCCUUUGUAAAUCUGUAAUGUGGUCGGCUGUACUUGUCAAGAAAGGAAGUAAAUCAGUUGUACAGGAUAUUUGGGGCCACAUGUAUCUUUGUCAAUAAAUUUUUAUAUUUAAAACAC